AUGUAUGCGUACGUUGAUCAGAUGGAUUUUGCGGGCCGUGAGUUCGUUGCCGCUCUCCGACAAUUUCUAGAUGGGUUCCGGCUUCCCGGUGAAGCGCAAAAAAUUGAUCGUUUGAUGGAGAAAUUCGCAUCGCGCUACUGUGAAUGUAAUCCAAAUCUCGGUCUUUUCGCUUCUGCCGAUACUGCUUAUGUGCUGGCUUAUUCGAUCAUUAUGCUAACAACCGACUUGCACAGUCCGCAGGUUCGAAAUAAGAUGACAAAAGAGCAGUAUAUUGCAAUGAACAGAGGAAUAAACGACCAAUCGGAUUUGCCGCGGGAUUAUCUGUCCGACAUUUAUGAUGAAAUUGCUGGCCAUGAGAUUAAGAUGAAGCCAGGCCUCAACAAACUCCCAAAACAAAAUGCGCAAGCGACAUCAGAGCGACAGCGUAAACUUUUGCAAGAUGUGGAAUUGGCAGCGAUGGCACAAACAGCACGAGCCCUUAUGGAAGCAGCUUCACAUUAUGAAGCUGCCUUCACCUCCGCCUCGCACUACGAACACAUUGCUUGGACACCUUGUCUGGCAGCAUUCAGUAUUGGCCUGCAAACAUCGGAAGAUGAGCACAUCAUAUCGUGGUGCUUGCAAGGAUUUCGACUUGGAAUACGAAUUGCUUGCAUAUUUCGUCUGGCCUUGGAGCGGAACGCUUACAUACAAGCACUGGCGAGGUUUACCCUGCUAACUGCGAAAAAUUCAAUGGCUGAAAUGAAAUCAAAAAAUAUCGAAUCGAUAAAGUUGCUGUUGACGAUUGGAGAAGAAGAUGGAAAUUGUUUGGAUGAAUCAUGGAUUGAUGUACUGAAGUGUAUCUCGCAGCUGGAACUUGCACAACUUAUUGGUACUGGUGUGAAAGCUCCCAAUUCUCCCGGUGUUAACAGCUCUUCUGCACAAUAUGUGCUGAAGAGCGCGACCAACGUAGAUGAAAGGAUGCUGUAUAGUUUGCAAGAAUGUUUGGGCGAAACAACUUCACAGAGUGUUGUUGUUGCUAUCGAUAGGAUUUUUCAAGGAUCUUCAAGACUGGAUGGGGAUGCCGUGGUGCAUUUCGUUCGUGCACUUUGCGAAGUUUCUAAGGAGGAGCUGUCAACACUUGGCAAUCCGCGGAUGUUCAUGCUACAAAAAAUUGUCGAAAUUUCGUUUUACAAUAUGAAUCGCAUUCGUUUGCAGUGGUCCAGAAUAUGGGCAAUAUUAGGCGAGCAUUUUAACAAGGUUUUUUUUCGUUUCGGUACUUCGUUUCGGUACUUUAAUUUCGGUAUUUUAAAUACUUUAAUUUCGUUAAACUAUUUCGUUUCGGCACUUUAA
Gongylonema pulchrum is the source of this 1329-nucleotide messenger RNA. Lineage: Eukaryota; Metazoa; Nematoda; Chromadorea; Rhabditida; Gongylonematidae. The record is from the annotation of a GenBank genome assembly.